This is a messenger RNA of Necator americanus (New World hookworm), 549 nucleotides long. RefSeq lists its product as uncharacterized. The record is from RefSeq and is a predicted model, not a curated record. The coding region runs from base 1 to 549 and encodes 182 amino acids. NCBI's taxonomy places the organism in Eukaryota, Metazoa, Nematoda, Chromadorea, Rhabditida, Ancylostomatidae. The transcript is spliced from 7 exons.
AUGAUCAACGUCUCUGAUCACAGAUUAUUCAAUAAUUUUUCGGCGUGUCCUUGUAGCUACUGCAGGAAAGCGUUCUCUUCAUUAAUUUCUUCAAGCUUUUUCCCGACUGGAGUUCGUGGCUUAUUAAGAUCUCGUCCGGCUGUGACCAAAUUCUGCGAAUCUCGCCCUUCACCCACUUUGCGACGAGAUGAAAAGCUUCGCGGUUUUGCACGUUCCGUACAGGAAAUCACUGAAUCCGAGGAGGAGGAGGAAUCUGCGAUAACGACGUCACGAGAUACACUUCGCUCUCCAUUUGUGCUCGUGGAUUCCCCAUUUUCCCAAAGACGUUGUUCUUCUCUAUCAAGUCCCUUGACAACAAGAAAGUGUUUGGUUCCCCGACUGGCCCGCGGUCUUUCUGACCCAGGAGUGCGCCGCACAAGUUUCGGGAAUCAGCCGCUUAGCCCCAAAUUUCAAGAUGAUUCACUCGGUUUACCACCCAUCCCGGAAGCUACCACUCCCAUCACGCCAGUGUCACAAAAUGUAGAAGAGGAAAAAUGCAACGGUAAAUGA